This is a messenger RNA of Lolium rigidum, 808 nucleotides long. RefSeq names its product universal stress protein YxiE-like. NCBI's taxonomy places the organism in Eukaryota, Viridiplantae, Streptophyta, Magnoliopsida, Poales, Poaceae. The record is from RefSeq and is a predicted model, not a curated record. The transcript has 3 exons. Bases 1 to 657 code for a protein of 218 amino acids.
AUGUGGUCGAUCGGGGCAGUCAUCGCUAGACACGAAGCCGGUCUCACUACUGACAGCGAGCGCGUGGCCAUGGAGGAGGAGAGAGCGGCCGCGGCGGUGGCGAGCGGAGUGCCGCCUGGAGCCGGAGGCACGGAGGAGGCCUCUCGGGGCAUGGCGGGCGCGACGACGAUGAAGGUGGUGGCGGCCGUGGACGCGAGCGAGGAGAGCCUGCGCGCGCUGUCGUGGGCGCUGGACCACGUCGUCCGGCAAAACCCCGGCGCGUCCGUCGUCGUCGUCCACGCCCACCGCGCCGAACACUUCGUCUACCCGGUCGCCGCCCACGGUCUAGCGUACGCUCCGCCCAUGGCGGUGGACUCCAUGAAGAAGACGCAGGAGGAGAACGCCCGGAGGGUGGUGUCCCGCGCGCUGGAGGUGUGCGCAGAGAGGCAGGUGACGGCCAAGGCGGCGGUGGUGGAGGGCGACCCGAAGGAGGCCAUCUGCCAGGCGGUGGAGGAGAUGCACGCCGACCUGCUCGUCCUCGGCAGCCGCGGCCUCGGCAUGAUCAAGAGGGCGUUGCUGGGCAGCGUGAGCGACUACCUCGCCCACCAUGCGAGCUGCCCCGUUCUCAUCGUGAAGCCUCCCAAAGCGCACGCCAAGGGAACCGGAAGCUCCGCCUAAGCUGCUGUUGGAUCGUCUGUCAAGCGUCAACCACAACCAGUAGCACUGAACUUGUUCGCAACCAGUGUUAAGUGUGCCUUGUAUCACCUGUGCAGGAGUACACAAGCAGUGUAGAAAAGUAGAAACUGAAUAAUGAACUGUUGUACUGCUA